CAUUUCCCAUUUCCCAUUUCCCAUUUCUCUCCCGGUCCCCUACGUCCAUAGCGCCAACUUGCUGCAUAUACCUAUACUUGCUCUCAUCUUUCUCUAUAUCCCGCUCCCAAGGACCAUAUAUCUCAAUGGACCUGCUGUUGACCUUUCAUUGUCUGUCUCAUCCUGUCCUUUGACCGCCACGCCACCCGGCGCUGCAACUCACCGCUCAUUAAGUUUGCUGCUACGCCUCAUAGCCCAUCAUGAAGUUUGGUCGCAACCUCCCCCGAAACCAAGUCCCCGAAUGGGCAUCCAGCUACAUCAACUACAAAGGCCUGAAGAAGCUCAUCCGAACCGUCGUCGCCGCGGAACCCGACCACGCCGAUCUGGCAGAAUUCUUCUUCUCCCUCGACCGCAACCUCGAGACCGUCGACGAGUUCUACAACCGCAAGUACAGCAAGGCGUCGCGGCGGUUGCGCCUGCUCGAGCACCGCGACCAUGACGACCUCGAAGAGCUGCGCGCGGCGCUGCUGGAUCUGCGCGGGCAGCUGCGGAAGCUGCAGUGGUUUGGGGAGGUGAAUCGUAGGGGGUUUGUGAAGAUUACGAAGAAGUUGGAUAAGAAGGUGGAGAGCUCGUUUAUACAGCAGUCGUAUAUCGCGUCGCGCGUGGAUCCGAAGCAGUUUGCGACGAACCAGGCGCUGGCGGAGAGUAUGAAGUCGAUUAAUGAUUGGCUUUCUGCGCUUAAUGAUGCGAAGACGCCGGAGAGCAAGUCGAUACACUCGGUGCAUAAGCCGAUGCUCAACCUGCCAUCUGGGUUGCUGGAGACGGUCAAGGGAGCGGUGCGGAACGAUGAUGCGUCUAUACUGAAGGAGACAUUGGCGACCGCUGAGUUUGACGCGGGAGACCCUGCCCUGAAUAGCCUCGAACUCACUCUACUUCAACGCUCCAUCUCGAGCAAGUCAAAGAAAUGCAUUGCCUUCCUUUUAGCGGAGGUCAAGGACUUUGACGAGCCAGAUGAUAUCAACCAGCGCAAUUGCCUGCAUCGUUUGGUUCUUGCUAUUAACAAGACAAACAAAGACCAGGCGGCCCAGCUACUCGAGACGAAUCAGUUCAUCCAUCCAGCUGCUCAGCCACUCCUAGGCCCACGCGCAAACAAAUGCGCCGAGGCUGAAACCCCGAGUCUUGAUGGCGAGACGGUUAAUAUGUUGUCGUACGUGCUGGAGAGGAUGAAACCUUCCCAGUAUAAUGCGAUCGCAGCUAAAGACUCUUAUGGCCGACUACCGCUCCAUUACGCUGCACAACUCGGCAUCGUCGUCGUCUGUGAGGUCCUGAUGAAAUUUAUGCGCGAAUGGGGUUUAUUUAAUGUCGAGAACGGAAUCGAUGCGCCGGAGUGGCAAGAUCAUGAAGGCCUGGCGCCGCUGCAUUUGAGCGUUGUCGGUGGGCAUUAUCUUACAUCCAAAGCGCUGUUUGAAGCCGAGGGCGUAACUGGAAAGGCUGCUAGAAGCUCAAAGUCCAGCGCCGUCUUGAAUCUCGCUACAAAGUCGAAUUACUACAGGAUUGUCCGGCUCUUGGUAGACUCUGGCGUUGAUGUAAACUGGCAAGAUGCCGCUGGCGAGACGGCUCUCCACGUCGCCGCCAGAUUCGGCCAUGUCGAGUGUGCCAAGAUCCUCCUUGAUGGCACUGUGGAGCAGAAGGCGGAUCCUGAUAUCUGCGAGAAGUAUUUCGAGUGGACGCCUGUGCAUAUCGCGGCCGUUGACGGACACCUUCCCAUCGUCGAAUUACUCCUCGAAGCUCAUGCGGACGUCAACCGGGAGGACUCUUCUGGGUGGAAUGCGCGUGAGCAUGCGGCGCUGAGAGGCCAUAUUAAUAUCGCGGAGCUGCUCGCCGAAUAUAUAACGCAUGACGCGGAAUCUCUUGACGGUAGCACGGGAUCGAGUGGUUCGCCGCCUGGUAUCGCGUCUUUGGAGGAGAGGAACCCGUCGACUACUGUCAAGGAAUCGAACCCGGUUAGGGCGUUUGGUCAUCGUUAUUUGACGGAUCAGAGUAUGGUUCUCGUCAGUCUCGGGUCGAUGGAUAUGAGGAAGCCGAAUGAUGCUGUGAAUCUCGAGAAGAUCCCUAUCGCGGAAGCCCACUCCACUCAGCUGGACACCGCACUGUCGAUUCUCGUCUCUGCCGUCGGUGCUGAAGGCGAUCAAACAACAAUCGACCUCCCAGUCCAAGAGAACAUCGCCACCGAACCCUUCACCUUCCUAACCAAAGACCCCUCCAAAGUCAAGCUCCUCUUCGACCUCGUCCCCACCUACUCCGGCAACCAAAAGCACAAACUCGGCCGCGCCGUCGCCCUCCUCUCCUCCAUCCGCUCCACCGUCGGCUCCCAGCGCGCCAACCUCGCCGGCGACCUCUCCGUCCCCCUCGUCGCCGCCAACACCCUCGAGGUCCUGGGGACCGUAAACUUCAACUUCCUCAUCAUCACGCCCUUCGCGCACCCCAACAUGGAGAUCACAGAGACGCAGACGUACUGGAAGAGUCUGCAGAGCCCGAUGGUGAUUGGGCACCGCGGGCUGGGGAAGAAUCAGACGACGAAUAAGUCGCUGCAGUUGGGGGAGAAUACGAUUCAGUCGUUUAUCUCGGCGGCGAAUCUGGGGGCGAAUUAUGUGGAGUUCGAUGUCCAGCUUACGAAAGACCAUGUUCCGGUCAUCUAUCAUGAUUUUUUGGUUUCGGAGACGGGGAUUGAUGCUCCAGUGCAUACAUUGACGCUCGAGCAAUUCCUCCACGUUAACGACACGCCCACACUCUCGCAACCGCCCUCCCCGCUGCGGAAAGCCGAUACGCCCUCCCAAGCGCUCCCCGUCCUCCCAGCGCUAACACCGCGCCCGCGCUCGCUUUCAGUGGGAUACACGCCGACGGACACGAAUACCCUGAUGGAGGAGCGGAUGAAAUAUACCCACGACUUCAAGGCGAACGGGUACAAGGCCAAUUCACGGGGGCGGUUCAUCCAGCAGCCCUUCACCACACUCGAAGAGCUCUUCCGCAAGCUCCCUGAGAAAGUCGGCUUUAAUAUCGAGCUCAAGUACCCGAUGCUACACGAGAGCGAGGAGCACCACAUGGACGCCUACGCCGUCGAACUAAACUCCUUCACCGAUGCCGUGCUCUCCCAAGCCUACGAGCUCGGCGGCCAACGGCACCUAAUCUUCUCCUCCUUUAACCCCGACGUCUGUCUCGUUCUCUCCUUCAAGCAGCCCAACUUCCCGAUCCUCUUUCUGUCAGACGCGGGAGCCUCGCCGGUGGGCGAUGUGAGGGCGAGUAGUCUGCAGGAGGCGAUCCGGUUUGCGAGUCGCUGGAAUCUGUUGGGGAUUGUGGCGCAGGCGGCGGCGUUUUGUGCGGCGCCGAGGUUGGUGAGGGUGGUUAAGGAGCAGGGGUUGGUUUGUGUGAGUUAUGGGGCGCAGAAUAAUGAUCCGAAGAUGGUGCAGCUACAAGUCAAAGAAGGCAUCGAUGCUGUAAUCGUCGACAGCGUCCUCGCGAUCCGGAAGGGUCUUCAGCAGAGCGAGGAGCUGGCUAAGGAGGCGAGCGAGGGGGUUAUUGCUAAGGCUGUGCAGGCUCUGAAUGGGAGUGUUUCGGUGGAAUAGAUUACCUACUAGCUCCUUGAUAGAAGUGGUAGAAGAUACGUGGCUAUGGUAUAACCUGGCUUAUGAUACAUUCCUAUAGGUAUAGUUGGGAUAAACCUCAAUUUGGGGAAUGAUGAUGGCUGGUAGUAGACAAGAGGUAGAGAUGCUACAGUUACUGAAUCCAUUUUUAUGACGUUCCUGGUAGUGAAGUCAGUUGAAUAAUUUCUACGAU
Messenger RNA from Pseudogymnoascus destructans, 3813 nucleotides. It is a transcript of the gene GDE1, whose product is annotated as Glycerophosphocholine phosphodiesterase. Gene Ontology annotation, biological process: glycerophospholipid catabolic process. The transcript is spliced from 4 exons. NCBI's taxonomy places the organism in Eukaryota, Fungi, Ascomycota, Leotiomycetes, Thelebolales, Thelebolaceae. Gene Ontology annotation, molecular function: protein binding; glycerophosphocholine phosphodiesterase activity. The coding region runs from base 240 to 3602 and encodes 1120 amino acids. The record is from RefSeq and is a predicted model, not a curated record.